GUCUCGUCCGCAGUUUCCGUAUGUGAAACCGACAUGGACACGUAAAGUCUAUCGCCAGUUCCACCCCAUCGGCGGCUUGAUCCUGAUGACUGACUGCACCGCCGGCUUUCGGAAGUAGCCACGGGUUUCUAGAGCGAAAGGCACAAUGAUGCGGUUUAUGCUGCUGUUCAGCCGCCAGGGGAAGCUCCGGCUGCAGAAGUGGUACAUGGCCACAGCCGAGAGGGAGAAGAAGAAGAUGGUGAGGGAACUCAUGCAGAUCGUCCUGGCCCGAAAACCAAAGAUGUGCAGCUUCCUGGAGUGGAGAGACCUUAAGAUCGUCUACAAGAGAUAUGCCAGUUUGUAUUUCUGCUGUGCGAUAGAAGAACAGGACAAUGAGCUCAUCACGCUGGAGGUCAUCCAUCGCUUUGUGGAGCUCCUGGACAAAUACUUUGGCAGUGUGUGUGAACUAGACAUCAUCUUUAAUUUUGAGAAGGCCUACUUCAUCCUGGACGAGUUCCUGAUGGGAGGAGAGAUCCAGGACACAUCUAAAAAAAGUGUCCUCAAAGCCAUCGAGCAGUCUGAUCUACUACAGGAGGAGGAUGAGUCACCGCGCAGUGUGCUGGAGGAGAUGGGCCUGGCAUAGGGCCACAGCCUGACUCCUGCUCACCCACGGACGAGGCACUAAACCCGGACUCUAACACCAGGAGAGACAGGAGCCACGUGGAGGUACUGCUCUGCUCCUGUCCCGCUCCUGUUCCUCUCGUGUUCUGCUCCUGCUCGUGUGCGCUCGCAGAGGGAGCGCUCUGAAUGUCAACUGUCCUCAAAAGGGAGUGACCACCUCUGCAGACGAGGACAGGUCCAAACACCUACUGCAUCUUUAAAGGAGAGAGUUUUACGAGUCAGGGAUGGGAAUUGGUACCAGUUCAUUUUAUCUACGUUAAAGGUGCAUGUAACUUUCCUGCUAGAGUUUACCACCUACUUGUCUCAUAUAAGGGUCAGUGCUUUGCCCGGAAUGUUCCACAGUAUGGCAUUAAACAGUAUUGUAUUUACUCGGUUCUGGGUGCUUUUAAAGUUCAAAAAUCUUUAAAAAUUUUCCAUAGAUCUGACCUGUAACUGCUGGCACAUCUUGCUCAAGUGUAAAGUCAUAGUGCAGAACCCUCCAGGCAGAGCUGUACUGUUUCCAUGGCGACAAGAAAGUGGCAGACACUCAAUCCAGAAAAGUUACAUAGCGAAUCUUUAAAUGGCCCAUAUGACGCAGUUUUCUGAUCUGUGUUAUAAUGUUGUUUUCUCGUCACAAACAGACCUGGAGUUGUGUUUUGUUUCAUUCACACACACACUGAGAUGAGUUUUUCUCUCAAACAGAAAACACUCCUCUCCGCAAUAAUACAGAAAGUGCUCCACUGUGUUUUUAAACUCCAUAUACCUAGAAUCAUUUGGAUGAUUUCAGCUCUGGAAUUGCCUAUUUCUACUGAACUAAAGGUAAAAGGUAGCCAUAUACUUAAAAACUACCACUUCAUGACAUCACAAGGUGGACCAGAGUAUUUUGAUGUUUGGAGAUGUAGACAGACUAAUAAUAAAUCGUUACUCAAAUGUGUGUGAAUGAAACAAACACAACUUCAGAUGUGUUUUUGAGGAGGUAACAACAUUAAAACAUGGCUUAAAGCUCACAAGAAUCCAUUUUCUGUAGUACAGGAUAGUUUUAUUUUUAUUUUAUUUAUCAGCAAUUAAUUUUUAUCAUGAAUAAUCAAUAAGUCGUAUCAAUUCCCAUCCCUAUUACAAUUUCAGUGCAAACAAGCUUCACUCUCGGCCGCUGCUCGGACAGUGCAAAUCUGUACAGAGCUCAAAGGUGAGGCAAAAACUAAAUCCUACUCCCCAUUGACAAUUCCCUUUUUUUGAAUUCUUUAGGUUACUGAAGAGACAUUUUGCAUAGACAAUUUUGACUAUGUGAGAUUUGAAUGGAUCAGUAAAUAAUGAUUGAAUCUCACAUUUAAAAGAGCUGUGCAUAAUUACUACUGUUUUAAAGGGCCUAUAUCUGUUUUUUUACACAUGUAUUUGAGCAAAACGUGUCUUGCCCCAGUACGGAUAUAUCGUACAAGCAGCUCAAAAUAUGUCCAGAACUCAUCUCAGUGAAUAAUUGGGAUUCCUCAGAUGCGUUAGGAAAGUGAAAGUAGUUUUUUUUUUUUUUUUUCACUUUUUAAGAUACUUGGUCUAUGUUCAGACUGCAGCCUGAAGUGACCCAAAUCUGAUUUUUUUUUUUUUAUUGAAUUGUUAGAAUUUUUUUGUUUGGAGGAUAAGCCCCUUGAGAUGUCUUGCCAUCUCAUUUUCAAGGGGGUCCUUAUAAAUACAACAACAAAAGACAGAUACAGUAGGGCAGACAGUAGGAUAAAUAAAUUCAAAUAAACAUCAAAACAACAAAAUCAACACAACUACAAUCACACACACACACACACACUCGACUGUUUGACAUAUAAUAAAACAAGUUUGAGGAAAAAAAGAAAACUAAAACAGAGUUCAAAGAUUAUCACAACAAGAUGAACAAACAACAAAAAUUCAACAAAAUAAUCAAAAACAAUGACAUGGGUUCUGUAAAUAUUGAACCAGAGCAUUUUUAAAUGAAGGGACAGAAGUUAAAGCACGAAUCGAAGAGGGAAGAUUGUGCCAAUCAGAAGGAGCUUUAUAUUUAAAUGAGUGUUUUCCUAUUUGUUUUGCCCCUAUGCUCCUGUAUCUGAUCUUUUAAUGACAGUCCGAACGACACAGAUCAGAUUUUUUCAAAUGCGACCCAGGCCACUUGGAUAUGUGGUCCUAAAACCGAUACAUAUCCGAUCUUUUGACAUGUGACUUCAGUCUGAACGGCCAGGUCACAUUCAUCCCACCUACACCAAUGUACACAAACGUUCUUCUCAUCAGAUGAAAAUUGUGUCUGAAUUCCGUGUCAGUGAAGCAGUGAAGCACUUAACAAUCCACCACUCUCAGCUGCGACUCUGCACACGUUUCUACGGACGUCGCUGCCACUGCCCCACAAAACGCCACGGCCAAAAACCUCGUCCUUCUCCUUCUUAAUCUCCUUAAAACAAAUCAAGCUGUACAUGUUCUGGCUCUGGUACGACAGCAGCUUUAAAAUCUCUAGGUACAGGGUGAGAAUUAUGUUCCCUCAGCCCUAUGUUCCCUCAUUUCUAAGAUUUUUCUCGAAGUGAAACUCAUAUUCAAGUCAUUUUUAUUUUAAUACCACAUUUAAAGGGAUGAUUCAGAGUCAUUUCAACCUAGGAUCCUUUACACCAUGACCUCUACAUUACAACUACUGCUGGAGAAUAGGUUGAGUGUAAUUGACUAACAAAUUGGGAGAAAUGGGGAUCAAAUCUGAUGCAAAUUGAUGAUAAAGGAAAGGUGGGAAAAGGUUAAAGGAACAAGGGGAUGUUUGAACAUAGGCACGCUCCCCUCAAUGUUAGUGUCCAUGUUUAGGCAACUUCCGUAAACCCUGAGCACAGUCGUCCUGUCCUCCAAUGCACAUGCGGGACACUUUUGGGCCAUUUAAAGUUCACACUGGAGAUCACACACAAGUCGCAUUUAAUCGGAAAUGUGAACGAGCUCGCAAAAAAAAUCUCAUUUCACAAAAAAAUCUGAAUUGAGCAUUAAGCCCUGCAGUCUGAACGUAGCCUUAAAAUCAGGUUCGGCUUCUUAAACUACGUGAAAAAAUAGAUCCAGUUCGCAGCGGCCGUUAAAGUCGCAGUAUAAUUCGUCUCAUUUUGGCCGUAAUAGCUGCUUUUUUAGGGUGAGACUCGUUUUAUUUUAAUACAUGAAAAAAAAAUCAGGUACAGCCCUUUUAAAAAUAUAUGCAUUUUUAAUUGAGUAUUUUAUUUUAUUUUUUUGACUAAUUAUUUUAAUGGCUAACAAUCAUGGUGUAGGCGGUUGGAGUGCAGAACUGGUCUGGUGGGUCCAUACAUAUAUUUGUGUGUUUUAGUUAUAGGCACCAUUUUGAGGACUUUUGCCCAGUAGAUCAUUUUAUUUAGAUAAAGACAUAUAUAUUUUGUUGGUUUUGAAUUGGCCACUGUUACUAUGGCAACCCUCUCCAUCCUUUAUCACUCUAGUAACCAUGGCUAUAAUGAAUUUUAGACUAUAUAGUGCCCAUGCUGACCUAGUGGCCUCUCUGGUUGAAAAUGCAUGUAUUCUGAUUUUGUAAAGGUAUUUUAUUACAGCUGCUUAUGAACAAAUUGUUAAAUAAUAGUUUGAGGUACUGUCCAGUGACGAAGGGGUGGUACAGGGAGAAAGUUCCGUAGGCUGCAUUCUCUCGACGUCACAACUAGGACUGGAUUUUACUGGAUUUUUGAGAUGGUUAUAUUCUUGUUUAGUCCUGCUUUGAUUUUUGGAAUUUGUCCUGUUUUAGAGCAUAGUCCUGGUUUAGUUCUGAAUAAGUCCUAGUUUUUUAGAUCCGGUUUUCUUCCGGUUAAAGCUGGGUGUACACUGUGUGAUUUUUGACUCUUUCUGAGCCAAUUUUUCACUCGUGCGACUGUUUUUAGGAUCGGGACGAGUUUUGGCUCAAUCGUGUGUCUUGCUGAACUGAUUAAUACUUCACGACCAGCUCCAAAUCGGCAAUCAUUGGUUGCAAGAAUAUCGUGAGGGUUUCGUCUGUUGAACUGGUUCGUUUAGUGUGAGAACCUGAAUCGUGAGCUGUGAAUUUUUAAACCCUGCGAUUUGGUCGUACAGUUUGAGCUGAAGCAGAGUGAAACGAUCGAAAAUAUCGCACAGUGUCCGUCCAGCUUAAAUCAUCUCAAAACUUCUGGGAAAGUCUGUGAUUUAGUCGUAGUUCUUAAGACUUGGGAUCUCUUCUCAUAAAGUCCAUUUUAUUUAAGUUAUCAUUAACAAAAUAAUGUAUUGUACUUGUGAAUCAAAGAUACUUCUGAGAUGGAACUCAGAUUGAAAAGUUUGUGAAUUUUGGAUCAAAAUUCUAAAUGGAAAAUGGCUGCAGUUAUCCUACCCAUGCAUUUAUGAAUGUAAUCCAGUUUUCAUUUUUUAAUUAGUUCACUCGCUUCUGUUCAUAUAUUUACUUUUUUGGACCUUUAAAAUUGUAUCUAAUAACACGUUUGCACUAUGAAUAAUAUGAUUCCUCACAACAUGUAAAGCUAGCCUUCCUGAUGGACAGUUUGUUACCUGCUUCUCUCCAUGAAGGUGUACUGACCUGGAAAGUUCCACAGUAUGGUAUUAAAUCUGGCAGUUAGUCAGCAGGCAUGUCUCAAAGCAAACAGUCACUUUUAUAAAAAUUGUAAAACAUAAAUUAAACAGUUGAGGAGAAGGGAUGAAGAAGACAAACUGAGUGUGAGGCUCUACAUCAGCCCACUCCCGCAUCCCGCUCACAAAUCCAAAGAGACUUGGAUGAAAGUUUGAAGUCAGGACUGGUGGAGUCAGAUCAUCCGGACGCCACCAGUGACGCAAGUCAGAAGGGCAACGCAACGAGCAUAUGCUGAACGACCAGAAUUAUUUUAAGAAUAAACAUUUACCGUUUUUGUGCACUAUAGAGCUCUCUGGAUUAUAACGCGCGCUGUCAUUGAAUGGUCUAUUUUUGAACUUUUUUCACAUAUAAACUGCACCAGACUAUAAAGCGCAUUAAACGAAACACAACAGUUAGAUAAAUCAGUCAAACUUUAUUUAACACGUUCACAAUAACUCUCAACUUUGUUCAGUUGUAACAUGUAAAAAAAUACUGUCUGAGACACUAAAUUGUUAGAAUAUUCACAAUAAGUCAUAAUUGUUCAAACACUUGGGUGAUUACGGCAUCCAGCACGUCCACAUCCCUCUCGUCAUUAUCCGAGUCAGUGCGGUUACUGUUACCUGGCAGUUCAGAGAUGAUUCCGGUCUUCCUGAAAGCUCAGACCACAGUUGAUAUUGAUCCUUAGCCCAGGCGUCCACAAUUCAUUGGUACGGUACUACGGGAGCCGUAUUGCUGCAAGUGGUGCGGCUUUGUAGUUUACGAAAGACACCCCAAUGAAUUCAUAUCUAAGGCGCUCUGGAUGAUAAGGCGCACAGUCGUUUUUUGAUGAAAUUAAAGGCUUUUAAGUGCGCCCUAUAGUGCGGAAAAUAUGGUACAUGAUCGAGGAAUAAAUUAAUUCAGCUUUAAAAUCAGAAUAAACCACACACUUAAUUCCUAAUGAAAACGAUUAUUUGGAAUUCAACUUAAUUCGGAAGUAAGUGUUUACAUGGUACUUUUUAAAGCAGAAUUCAUUUUUAGUCAGAAUUUUAUCAUUUUUAUUUAGAAUUAAAGCUCUCGUGGCAAGUGUGCAUCUAACAGUGAGGGCACAGACGGCUCCUUUAAUCAGAAAAUGGUGCCUACAGUUAGUUAUUAAGCGUAUUAUUAUGAAGGCAUAUUAGAUAUUGAAACACCAACAGAAAUCGCCGGUUACAAAGUAUAAACAUCAUCAAACAUUUUUCGCCCCAGAACUCGUCAUCCUCCUUUUUGACAACCCCAAUCUAGUUGCCCUAUCUAAACAAUACUUUGACAAUACUGUGACUGCCACCCAGGUUCAUACUGUGGAGCAAUCCAGGUGAAGCACUUACAUCUCUGAGCAGGCAAACAGGUUGACUCUUCACAAGAAAAGUUGCAUAGUGCACCUUUUAAAAGCAGCACACGGCAAAGCGCACCAGAGUAUAUUUGCUUAGCUUCCUUUGUCCUAUAAUAGAAUGUGAACAUGAAAUUCUAACUUACUCCUAGUUACUUCCAUCACCUGUUUUGAAUUGUGUAUCUCUUUAUAUCCUGCCUUUUACUGUAAUGUUGAUCUAUGCCGUUUGAAUGACCACACCUUUACGCCUUCACAUUUAAGCCUUCUAUUUGUUUUGUGCAUUACAACACUCAAAGGCACUGUACCUAUUUUUAGCAAGGCAUCAAAAACAGAACUAGUUUGUUUUAAACAGUUGGCAAAGUUCUUCUUCAGUUACUGUAUUUUUCAGACUAUAAGUCGCUCUCCGGAGUAGAAGUUGCAGCAGCCAAAAAAUCUGUAAUGAAGAAGAAAAAAACAUAGAUGUCGUACCGGACUAUAAGUGGCACUUUUUGUGGGAAAUGUAUUUUAUAAAAUCAGAGACCAGGAACCUACAACUUCUAGUAAUAACAAUAGAACAGAGAACAGACUGUUAACGUCACAUAUGAACAGGUCUUCAGAUAUCUAUAACAUAAACAACAGAACAGAACAAGUUUAACAAACUCUCCAUCUCACUCCAAAUCACUAAAUCCAUUCAAUUCUUCAUCCUCGCUGUCACUUCUGAACAACUCGGCCUCGACCUCCGCAGGUAAACAGAGCGCCGCUUCCUCUUCUGUGUCGCUGUCGUCAGACUCAGCAUCAGUUCCAGUUAGAAUUAUUCGGGUCUUUCUGAAUCCUGACAGGAUGGUUUCAGUGUCACUGAAGUCCAGGGUUUGUCCAUCCAUCCAGUGACUUCAGGAAAGUUUCAUGGUGCAUCCUCCCAGUGUCACAAGUUUCUCACUCACUCCAAACUUUCUUUCUGCUGCUCGAUUACCAUUUUCAUGUAUAUUCAGUGCAGUUGUCCUUAUAAGUUUGUUUGAAUGUUAAAUUGUUCAGUGGUGCAGAAGUAAUGGUGCGAUCGACUGACAUGAUACAAACAGGACAGUGGCUCUUUCUGCAGGAGACAUGUGCAGUAGAGUGAAGUGACAGUGGUACAGGAGGAACAGGAGCAGCAGAUACUCACACACAAGACUAGCGCGCCCUCUCUUGGCUGUCAGUGUGAACAUUUUAAUAUGUAAGUCACACCAGAGUAUAAGUCACAGAAGACACCCAAACCAUGAAAAAAAGUGCGACUUAUAGUCCAAAAAAUACAGAACCUUUUGAUUUCUGAACAUCCUAAUUGCUCACCACGAUAAGUUUCGAAGUGCUUUUCGCAAGAUUGGAGUUUUGCCAUAAACUUAAGACUAAGAGCAACUAACAUGCUAACAGUGCACUUCCUUAUAUUUUGAUGCAAACACUACUCAUCAGACGUAUUUUGACCAAGUACCUUGCUGUGCCUUGGCGAGGUACAUUUUGCUCCAAUGGUACAGGGCCUUUAAGCUGCUUAUUCACGAGAAUGGUCAGACAUAAAGAUAUUUUUUUUUAUUUUUAAUUUUUCCAGUCAACAUAUUAUCAAAAAAAUCCUAUAUCAGUUAUCGGUUGUGGCCCAGCCUUAACGAUAUUUUCCAAUAUCAGUUUGGAUUGUUAAAUAUCUACAGCAAUGCCACCAAAAUUGUUAAAGGGCCCCCAUGACGCUAUUAUGUGAUCUAUGUUGUAAUGUUUCUUCAGCACAAACAGACCUGGAGUUGAGUUUUGCUUCAUUCACACAUGUUUAGGCUCAGUUCUCUCAAAAAGAAAACACUCUGUUCCAACUUGUGAUGUCAUGUGGUGAUACAGGAAGUGCCCCAUGGACUUUUACUAGAAUCAUUUGGAUGAUUUCAACCCUGGAAUUGCCAAUCUCUACUGAACUAAAAGUAAAAAGGAGCGGGGGGUGGUCUGGCCUCUGGUUCUGGUUCUGGAGGAGUGGGAGUUGGUCCGGGCUCUGGUUCCGGAGGAGCGGGUGGUGGUCUGGGCUCUGGUUCUGGAGGAGUUGGGGGGGUAGUCCGGGCUCAGGCUCUGGUUCUGGAGGAGCGGGUGGUGGUCCUCUGGCUCUGGUUCUGGAGGAGCGGGUGGUGGUCCUCUGGCUCUGGUUCUGGAGGAGCGGGUGGUGGUCUAGCCUCUGGUUCUGGUUCUGGAGGAGGGUGGGUGGUCCAGGCUCGGGCUCUGGUUCUGUUGGAGAGGGGGGUGGGUCGGGCUUGGGCUCUGGUUCUGGAGGAGUGAGGGGUGGUCCGGGCUAUGGUUCUGAAGGAGUGUGGGCGGGGUAGUCUGGGUUCUGGUUCUGGAACUUAAAAACUACAACUUCAUGACUUCAUAAGAUGGAUUGGAGCAUUUUGAGCUUUGCUGGUGUGGACAGACUCAUAAUAAAGUGUUACUCAAACAUGUGUGAAUGAAACAAAACAACUCCAGGUCUGUUUUUGAUGAGGGAACAUUCUAACAUGUCUUAAACCUCACAAGAGUCCAUUUAGUGUAAUCUUGGACCUUUAAGUUUGCACGUUAAUUAUGACAAAGCGUAUCUGGGGUAAAGGCUAAUAUGAUUUUAUCAGAUCUUCUUUCAUGUCUUGUCUGUUUCCACUAACAUUCACUAGUCUGUUUAACACAGAGACUGGGGCAGCUUUGAAAAUAAUAUACUGCAAAUAUCGUGAUAUUUUUGUGGAUAUCUUGGGUAUUUUAUCUACUAAUACUGAUAAAAUAUAUUGUCUAUUCCAUAACACAUGCAAUUCUGCUCUGACUAUACUACAGAAAAGUCAUGGUGUACCAAGAACAGUUUGGUACAAAGACCUCAAGGGCUGGGAUACUUUCUGAAUGUGAAUAAUAGGUUCCAUUAUGGACAAAAAUGAAUCUCUUGAUAAUUUUUCAGAAUAAUGGUUGUGAAUGUUGUAGUGGUCUAGUUUUCUUAUAUCACAAAAUGUAAUUAUAAAUAAAUAAUGAAAUGAUUGUACUGUACAAAUGUGUAUAGAAUGCACCGCUAAAAACCACGCUAGCCAAUCAAAUGAUGGAGAGGUUAUCCAGUGCAGAGAGCAGAUGGAAUGUGAUAUUGAUGCUUUGAUGUGACAUCGCGCUGGGGGUGUUUUACAUGUCUCUCUAUUAAGGUUUUGCAUCUGCCGUAUUUUCUGGGCUAUUAGACGCGCUCCGCAAAACGAAAAACACCCACAGACACAUUCAUCACUCCACAAGGACGAGGAACGGAACGGAGGAACGAACCGAAAAAAGCGAGUGCAAUGUGCCACUUCUAGACACAACUGAACAACUGAGUCACUGUGAACACGCCAACAAUCCGUUGGUCCCAGACAGCACCCUCCCUACACAACACAACUGAACAAAGCCCAGACUCGUGAACGCGACAAACAAAGUCCGACUCACCCAUUCAAAUGUUUGUGCUUUCUUUAAAGUCUGGUGCAGUUUAUUUGUGCAAAAAAGUUUGAAAAUAGACCAUUUAAUGACAGUGCGCCUUAAAAUCCAGAGCGCCUAAUAGCCCGGAAAAUGCGGUAUGUUACAAAAGCUCGUAACCUGUUGUUUAUGCUGCCAUACUGGAGGUCAAACUAUCUAUCUGGACUAAAGUGUAGUAUUUGUGUGUGAUAAAAUAAGAAUAAUGCGCUGUACAGGCCGACAAGGAAUCGCCCCCUCAAUUUCCACCGCCCUUGAGACCUACGGUUCUGAUUUUGACGCCCCAUUCUAAUUCCCCUAGGAACAGAUGUGAUGGUUUGGUGAUCAACAAAGAUGUCACGCAUAACCCCUUGUAACUUUUCAGUUCUUGGUUGGUGUAGGACGAUGAAGAAUGAAUUAAGUAGUUAGAAAUAUCUGGAUAUUGGAGGUUGGGCACAGAGCGAGCGUCGGAAUUAGGGAUCUAUUCCACAACCCAGGAGGACGACUUUAGCGUUAUAUCUUUCUAAUGACGGCUGAUCUAAUGAGCUGGCAAUUUCGGACAGUUUUAUGUUGUUUGCGCUCUUUAAAGUAGCCAUGAUUAUAUUGUAGUAACUGAGUAACGCCUUCCGGAUCAACCCCAAUCGUGACCUCCAGUAUGGCCGCCAAAACAUUAAGUCACUGAACUGCCACAUCACACGCAAAUCCUUAAUAGUUGUUCAGCAGUAGACCUUUUUCACAACAUCUGGAAGCGAUGUAGGGUUGCGGAACUUCCCGUUAAUGGUUUUCUAUGGCAAAAUGUGUGUCGUAUUCUCCUGCAGCUUCAUAAAUCUGCCCCAUCACCAAAUCUUCAACCAACAAGCUCCACAAAGGAUAAACAUUCUGUCCAUGAAGAAUUUAUCCACAACUAUCAAGGGAAGAAAGACAAAAACUUAAAGGAGAACAACGACGACGCAUUAGUGACACACUGAACAAAACUAAUAUUAUGGUCAUGAAUUAAACAGAAGUAACUGAUUCUAGAAUUAAAAUUUGAAAAUCGAUUUCAUGAUUCACAUAGACCGAGAGAUUUGUGCAGUUCGAAUGCGAGACAUCUCUAGGACCAUAAGAUUCGUUUUGCUCAGUGGUUCAUUAAUGCGUCAUCGUUGUUCGCCUUUAAGCUUUCAUCUUUCUAUCAAUUCAAUCAGUAAAUAACUUGAUUGAUCCCAAAAUGCAAUUCAAUGUACACGUCUCUGAUCAUGCACAAUCCAUAAAUAAAUAAAAUAAAAAAGAAAAACGGAUACAUAAACACACGCCAUACAUUCAAACCUCAGUGCAUCAGGAACACAAUAGCACAUUAACUUUAUAUUUAAAAGCUUUAUGGCAGAAGGAAUAAAAGAUUUAGCGUCGCGGUUGGUCUUCUGUUGUUCGGUGACAUAUCCUCCCAGAGGACAUGGUUAGGCUGGCUCAGUAUGGCCUUAGUCUACGUUUAUAUGACGACGGUCUGAACAGAAGACGCAAAAGUGGCGUCGCGCCUUCACUUUAUAUUCCGCGUUUAGACAAGCUUUUUAGGAGGAAAUCUGCGUGCAUACGGUGACGCAAAAGUGUGUGGAAUUCGAUUGUGUACACAUGCCAGGUGGUUAGGUCAUAAUGUAUGUGACGUAAACGUGUCCGCGACCUGAGCAGAGUUUUGCGUCUUGGGCAGUGUAGACGGAAACGCUACGGCGGAGUGUAUUCAAUGUUUUCAGAUUUUUGCGUCUCUAUUCCCCAAAAACGCCGUCAGUGUCUAAACGAAAGGCACUUGUGAUAAAAUAUUUUGUCGUUUUUACUCACAAGCGUUCUCGUGCAAACAGGCCCUUAGUCUUUUGGAGCAUCCUUUGUGUCCACUAGGUAUGGGUAUCAUUAAGAAGUUGCUGAUACAAUACAUACCUCGAUACACAGGCCACGAUACGAUACAUAUCUCGAUACAGUGCACUUUCGGUUCGAUACGAUAUAUUUCAAUUCGAUUCGAUACAGUUCAAUAAAAAACAAAAGCUAAAUCAUGGCUCUGAUACUAAAAGUGUUUGUUAAACCACUUCUUGUGCCCAUUUUAAUCAUCAAAACAGUGAAAAUGUCAAAUGUGUCACAUAAAAAAAGAUUCCUUCCUCUGAACAAGCAACAAAACGGUAGUGCUGUAACAAAAUAAUUAGUGAAAAGAUACCCCAAAAUACUCUUGGCGAUAUAUCGAUACAGCUGCCCACGAUAUCGAUACUGUAUCAUCACAUUAAACCAUACAGUAUAUCGAUAUAUCAAUAUUUUUGCACAGCCCUAGUCUCCACACAGAGACCAAAUCCUCCAUCGAAACACACACACUCAUUUUGCCACACACUUAGAAGAAUGUUUAUCCUUUGUGGACCUUGUUGGUGAUGGGGCAGAUUUACGAAGCUGCCGGAGAAGACGCCAGAGAUUGACACAUACAUUUUGCAACCGAUAACCAUCAACCAGAAGUUCCCCAAACCUACAGCUCAGCACUUCCGGAUGUUGUGAAAAAAGUCUGUUACUACGGUGACACAAUGCACACAUUAGCACACACUGUCAAAAAGUUUUAAGGGUGUCUGAAAACUCAAGAGAAAACAUAAAACGGAUUUAAACAACGUAUUUUCAGGAUCAGUCCGAGCGUUCGUGGUCCCGUUUAGGUGUUUGGUUUUCAAAAAGGCGAGAGUGACCGACUUAACUUAUUCGAAAGGGCGUGCACAAAUCAUGUCACCUUUUGUAUUUCCAGUUAAGUCGGUUCUUUCUGGUCAAAACAAAACUCGGAUUAGUCUAACUUAGAGUAACAGCGCUUUUGACAGAGCAGUGCUUUCAGUUAACAUCACACCCCCAGGCAGCGUUGACGACAUCAGCUUCAAAAUAUCAACGUAACAGACCUAUUUUCAACUAUUUUCAAUAUUUAUUUUCAACAUUCGAGAAUUUCUUUUCACUUGUGGUUUAGCUAUUUUGGCUGUGGAAGAAAAAUCCUUUUUCCAUCGACCUUUCGAAAGGUCUAAUUUCAAAUUUUCUAACCGUAUUCAUGACAAAAACAUGAAAUUAAGAGGAAUUUUGCUUCCAAUUUUAGAACACAACUUUCUGAAAAUACCUUAUUGUGCUUUUUAUUGCUAUUUACAAGGGGAGACAUGUCAGAAUUGAAAGUUGUUUGUUUUUUUGGUUUGGUUUGGAGCCUCUGCUGACGUAUAUAAAGUGCCCUGUGUGGAAUAAUGAACUAUGCUGUGUAAAUGUAUCGACCAAUGGAACCAGUGUAAUUGAACUGAAGUGUGAAUGUAAUUUUAUACCUAAUAAACUUUUGAAAUGA
Boleophthalmus pectinirostris (great blue-spotted mudskipper) is the source of this 13224-nucleotide messenger RNA. It is a transcript of the gene ap1s1, whose product is annotated as adaptor related protein complex 1 subunit sigma 1. The transcript is spliced from 5 exons. Lineage: Eukaryota; Metazoa; Chordata; Actinopteri; Gobiiformes; Gobiidae. Gene Ontology annotation, cellular component: AP-1 adaptor complex; intracellular membrane-bounded organelle; membrane coat. Bases 146 to 622 code for a protein of 158 amino acids. Gene Ontology annotation, biological process: intracellular protein transport; vesicle-mediated transport. The record is from RefSeq and is a predicted model, not a curated record. Gene Ontology annotation, molecular function: clathrin-cargo adaptor activity.